AUGGAAACUACAACUACUCAAAAAGAGGUGGAGCCAGUGGAGGUAACCAACAAAGUAUCUCCAACUACUUUGCUGGAACCUGAGCUUGAUGGUGAUAAAACUCGUGAUAUUACUCCUAAUCAUGCUAAAAAGUGGAAACAAACAACUCUUUGCGACCAUGAUCGUAGCCUUGUGAGUAGUGAUAGAAGAACAUCCGGCGUUUGGAAAUACUAUACUGAAUAUCUUGAUAAAUGGGGUAAGAUAAAGGCAAAAUGUAACUACUGUACUAGUAACUUUGCUUCUGAAAGUAACUUUGAAAUUCUCAGGAACUUCAUAUGUUCCUUCCAAGAGAUCUUUAAUCUUCAAAAGAUAAUUUGCAAAUAUGUUCGUAGUGAAGAUUCUAUUUUGAGUGGCAUGGCUAAAAAGAUGGAGCUUAAAUUUAACAACUACUGGGGUACUUUUAAAAGUAUGAACAAGUUAUUAUUCAUUGUUGUUUUGAAUCCUCGAUACAAGUUGAAAUAUGUGGAAUAUCUGUUUAAAAACUCUUAUGGUUGUUUGGUGGGAGUCGAAAAAUCAAAAAAGGUGAUGGAUACUUUGAGUCACUUGUAUGAUUACUACAUAAAUUCUUUUUGUGGGACUCAUAUUGAUACAAUUGAUGGUCAAACAAGCUUGAAUGAUGAAAUUGAUAUCAUGCAUAGUGACGAGAUGUGGCAAUCACAAUGGGAGAAAUAUUUGGCAGAUGAAGACAAUACUGAAAAUAAAUCAGAACUUGAGAAGUACUUGGUAGAUGAUUUGGAAAAGACCAAAGAGUUAGAUAUUUUGGCUUGGUGGAAAGUUUCUUCGGCUAGAUAUCCAAUUAUUUCUAGGAUGGCAAGAGAUGUUCUUUCUAUUCCUAUUUCUACUGUUGCUUCUGAAUCAGCUUUUAGCACCGGUGAUUGA
Molecule: messenger RNA, 918 nt
Organism: Solanum dulcamara
Lineage: Eukaryota; Viridiplantae; Streptophyta; Magnoliopsida; Solanales; Solanaceae
Product: zinc finger BED domain-containing protein RICESLEEPER 2-like
Exons: 2
Coding region: 1-918 (305 amino acids)
Molecular function (GO): protein dimerization activity; DNA binding
Source: RefSeq, a predicted model, not a curated record